Photinus pyralis (common eastern firefly) is the source of this 1201-nucleotide messenger RNA. RefSeq lists its product as uncharacterized. NCBI's taxonomy places the organism in Eukaryota, Metazoa, Arthropoda, Insecta, Coleoptera, Lampyridae. The coding region runs from base 284 to 1162 and encodes 292 amino acids. The record is from RefSeq and is a predicted model, not a curated record. The transcript is spliced from 3 exons.
ACGCCUAUUCUUGAAGCAAAGAGAAGGGAGUGCUCCCGGGGAGCUUUCAGGGAAUGUUCCCUCAUUUCUAUUCCCCGACAGGAAAAUGUCACAUUCUUGAAAUAUUGAAAGCGCUAGGGAACAUAAAGGAGGGAGCAGUACCUGGGGAGCAACGUUGCCAGUUUAGUCAACCAAUAGAGUCGCAGGAAAUUUUUGACAUUCCAUAUUUUUUCAUUAACCUCAUUUUCAGUAACGUUUUGUUUACAUUUUAAGUCAUUUUACAUUUCAUUGUUUAUCUUUUAAAAUGGAUGUGAAAUCUAGGCAAUUGAGUUCUAAACAGAAAGAGACCCUGGUAAAUUUUGUAUACGCCCGGCCUGACAUGUAUAAGGGCAAAUUAACCGGCACUUAUACAAAUGCAGUAGCAAUGGCAUUGUGGAAAGAGGUAACCUGCAUGCUAAACGCAAUUCCUGGAGGGGCUACAAAGGAUUGGAAGCAGUGGAGAAAGACAUGGACGGAUAUUAAAAAGAAUGUCAAAAGUAGAAAGACUAAGGAGCAACGAUAUAGUCAAGGGACAGGAGGUGGUCCACCAUUAUCUCCUCCCGACCCAGAGACCUGUGACGAUAAAUCAAUUGACGACAAAAUCUUAGAAAUAAUUACACCUGUUGCAAUCGAAGGAAAUGAGGAUGUACCCGAACCGGACAUUAUAUUUGACACUAUUAUAAGUGGAAGAUCAAGUGAAACCACAGAAUUGCCAGCACACUCAAGUACUGUAAUAGAGGAAUCUAUGGAAAUCUUGCAGAAAAAUGCCAUGCCUGAUGAAGUAGGGGAGGAUAUCAUGCUACACCAUGAUUACAGUUUAUCUUUACCUUCAACAAGUAAAGCAGAUCCAGUACCUGUAUCGGCUAAAAAACAGCCGAUGAAGGGUAUGAAAAAUCGAUACACAAAGUCGGCAAGGUUGGCCGACUCAAUAUCGAAUAAUAAAAAAUUUCUUGCAAUAAGCCAGAAAGGCAUUCUUUCUACCGGACUGUACAGGGAGAAAAAGUUAGAAGUAAUGAAGAAGCACUGUGAAAAUAAAGCAAAUUAUUAUAAACAAAAAAUAGAUGCUAGUGAAAAGCAUCAUCAAGAAAAUUUUAAAGUUUUGUCAGAAAUUUCAAAUUCUUUAAUUAAAAUGUCUUCCAAAUAGAUUAUUAUUGAUUUAGCGAGUGAUGUAGAAACAGAUUGA